This is a messenger RNA of Aaosphaeria arxii CBS 175.79, 1000 nucleotides long. RefSeq lists its product as uncharacterized. The coding region runs from base 282 to 797 and encodes 171 amino acids. The record is from RefSeq and is a predicted model, not a curated record. NCBI's taxonomy places the organism in Eukaryota, Fungi, Ascomycota, Dothideomycetes, Pleosporales. The transcript has a single exon.
UCUUUUUCUCCACCACCUUACAACAACCAUCCUCCUCUUCCCUACCUACAACAUCCUCCCUCCUCUCCUGCUCCCUUCCCUAUCUCUCUUCCUCCCCCCCCUCCCUCGAAAGCAACGAGGAAUCCAGGAAGAAGCAAAGACUCCGAAAACACCACCACAAAAUGUGUCAACCACCCAUCGCCUAUGGCAAACGGCCAGUUCUUCGCGAGAAGAAAAGCAUAGUGAUACACGGCACAUGAACUGCACCCGAGUGUGUGCAACGUCCCGACAGAACCAAGCCCAUGUUUUGGGCUGCUUCCCUCCCCCAAAAGUCAGAAAGGGACUAUGGGGAGGGGAGAAGGGGGGAGCAUGCAUCACCGAUGCCGUCUCCUCCCCCCCUACCUCCCUUUCGCCCUUCUCCCUUCUCGACACGACCUGCAGGUCCGGGUGAUGAGGAGAAACCCAAAGUCGAACCUCAAUGCGGAGGUUCGGCAGUGGGAGAAAGAGGUCCUAUGGGGCCUGGCGUUUGCUUCUCCCCCUACCUCCCUUUCUCUCCUUACUCAUCUCCUCAGCCGGCGGGCGAGCGGGCGGAGAAGCGGUCCGUUUCUCGAUAUGAGAAACAAAAGUUAAUUCGGGAAAUGCGGAGGUCCAGAAGUGACCGAAAGAGAAGGCAUUAUGGGGUCUGGCGUUGCCUUCUCCCCCUUCCUCUAUUCUCCCUUUUCGACACAAAAAGUGUCUACAGAUGUGGACAUGAGGAGAAACGAAUAUUGAUCUUCCGAAUGCGGAGGUCCGGGACUUACAGAAAGAAGUUCUCAUGAGUUCUGGCGUUUCCUUCUCCUCUUCCCUUCAUUACCGACACCAAAGGAUCCACAGAUAUUCACAUGAGGAGAACCCAAUAUCGAUCUUCCGAAUGCGGAGAUCUGGGACUUCACGAUCAGAGUCCUAUAGGGUCUGGCGCUGCCUUCUCCCCCUCCCUCCAUUCUCAACAUGGCAUCCGGAUCCAGAACAUGAGGAGAACCCA